UCCUCCGUGAGCUGGUGGCUUAGCAGCACCAUCCUUUGCAGGGGGCGCCGCCGGUUCUUUGGCGGGGGCAGCCCUGGGGUGCGGGCUGAGCCCGGGCUGCAGGCUUUGUCGGACAGCCAUCGAAGCGCCUUCGAUUCGUGCGUGGCUGCGAUUGCCUUUUCCUCCCCAUUGGGGUUCCUUUAGCUGCUGCCCCGCCGCCCUGGGCCGCCGCCGCCUCCUGGGAUGUGAGGCCGGAGGGAUGGAGAAGAUGGAUGCAGGCAAAUGGCAGCAGCGCAUCUCCCGUUUGCAGAGGAGGCUCCAAGGAGCCGCAGCAAUGCAGCGGUUCUGUGGUGGGCUCUCCGGGAGACCCGGGCUCUGCCGCGGGGAGACGGCAGGGCAGUGAUCGCUCACAAACCCAGCCCUUUGUGUCUAGGAGGGUCUGAGCAGCCGCUGUGAUUUGUAUUAAAUUCUUUUUUUCUGAUGAAAAUGGAGCCGGAUUUGUUAAUGACUCUCUCAGAGCCAGGGAGCAAAUCGGAGCGGGCAUCGCUGCUGACUCUGUUUGCCGAGCAGAAUGGGAGGUAUCUCAUCAUGGAGCAGAGGGGGCAGCUGCCUAGCCCAGACCUGGUGCUGGUCCCCAAAGAGACGCCCCCGGACGCCCCUUUGUUCCUGGGGCCCUCUUUACAAGAGAGGGAGAGUGGGCCAGUGGUGCUAGAGCAGGUUUUGGGGGAGAUGAAGCUAUCCGGGCUGGAUCCUACGCUGUUCUCAGAUAGGCCCAUUGAGUAUUUAUACCGCAUGGAAAAGCAGGAGAACGGCCUCUUGGACCAAGACACGACCGACCCAAUCAGCGACCUGGAACAAGAGUCAGGUGCAGGUGAUAAUCAUCAUGGUUGCCCCCAGAGUGAUUUUGAUUUGAACCUUUCUCUGGUGCAGGGUGCAUUGGCCUCUGCUCAGAUCACAGAUUUGGAGGAGCAGUUCUUCUCUCUCGUGCUGGACCAGGCGGUUUCUUCUCCUCUUCGGGAUUUACAACUUAGGAGUGCUGGGCUAAGUCCAGAGGAUUCAAACAAGGGAGAAAGCUUUCCUGAAAGCAGCGAAAUCCUGCAAGCAGAAGGGGAGUUUUACUUAGGAAUGGAGACCUCCCAGGAGGAGAACCACUCUGAAGGACUCACUCCAACUUCCCCUUGGACUAAAGAGACAGAAGAUUACAUAUCCCAAAGCUGCCAGGAGAUACUUUCCUUAAGUACCCAGGAUUUGUCCCAGAUUGACAAGGAGAUGGACCUCUUCCCCACUUUCCAUUCCUCUAGCAACCUGAGCCAGCCCCCGGAGUUUGCCCAGCCUGAUUCCAUAACUAAUGACUCUCCAGGCUGUCAAGAAGAGGAGCCCCGUCUCCGAGCUGUGUUUGAUGCCCUAGACCGAGAUGGGGAUGGCUUUGUGCGGAUAGAGGAGUUUGUUCAGUUUGCUACAGUCUAUGGCGCAGAACAGGUGAAGGACCUAACAAAAUAUCUAGACCCCAGUGGACUUGGAGUAAUCAGCUUUGAAGACUUCUAUAGGGGAAUCGGUGCUAUCAGAAAUGGAGAUUCUGACAGCCAGUUGUAUGAGAUGGGGUAUACCCAUGAGGAGGAACCUUCUGUCUGUCCUGAUGAGUUUGAUGACUUCGUCACGUUUGAGGCAAAUGAGGUGACUGACAGUGCCUACAUGGGCUCAGAGAGCACUUACAGCGAGUGUGAAACCUUCACAGACGAGGACACCGGCACGCUGGUACAUCCCGAGAUGCACGAUGAAGUAGAAACGGACAGUGCUAUUGAUUCCACGGUGCACUCAGAGUUCACCGAUCCUAUAGAGGAUCCAGAGAAUGGAUCCCACCCACAUGACCUACCCUUGAGCUCAGACCUCAACAAUCACUCCAUCGUUACCGUAAUUAGUGGGGAGGAGCACUUCGAGGAUUACGGAGAAGGGAAUGAAGCAGAUUUGUUCUCAGAUAGCCUGUGUAACGGAGGAACCAGCUUUAGCAGCUCCUCUUUCCUUUCUCCCAGCAUCAACCCACUCAUUGCGAAACUGCACAGCAUUAUCACUGAUGAGGCAUUUGAGUUUUACUGUAGCCAGUGCCACAAACAAAUCAACCGCCUCGAGGAUCUUUCUGCUCGCCUGAAUGAUCUUGAAAUGAAUAGUCCAAAUAAAAGACUCUCAAGCAAGAAGGUAGCAAGGCACUUACAUCAGACGGGCACCCUGACUGCGGAUGCUAUGGAAGAACCUUUCUGUGACCACAUGGAGUGUGCGGAUGAGGACAUCACUGACAAGGUUGUCUUCCUGGAGAAGAGGGUAACAGAGCUGGAAAAGGACACAGCUGCAAAUGGAGAGCAGCACAGUCGGUUAAAACAUGAAAACCUGCAGCUGGUGCACAGAGCUAAUGCCCUGGAGGAACAGCUGAAGGAGCAAGAGUUGAAAGCAGAUGAGAUGCUCCUAGAGGAAAUCAGAAAACAAAGAGAGCUCCUGACCAGGAUGGAGAGAGAGAAGAGUAUUGAGAUUGAGAAUCUGCAAGCCAGACUGCAGCAGCUGGAGGACGAGAACAGCGAGCUGAGAUCCUGCGUCCCUUGUCUGAAAGCCAGUAUCGAGAGGCUGGAGGAGGAGAAGCAGAAGUUGUUAGAUGAGAUAGAAGACCUCACUGCUCAACUCAAUGAGGAGCAGGAAAGCAAGAGAAAGAUGGGAGACAAACUGACCCAGGAGAGACACCAAUUCCAGAAGGAGAAGGAGUCCACUCAGGAGGUGAUUGAGGACCUCCGAAAGCAGCUGGAGCACCUGCAGCUGUUCAAACUUGAAGCGGAGCAGCGAAGAGGCAGAAGCAGCAGCGUGGGUCUCCAAGAGUACAAUAGCAGGACGCGGGAGACGGAGCUGGAGCAAGAGAUUAGGCGGCUCAAGCAGGAUAACCGCAAUCUGAAAGAACAAAAUGACGAGCUGAAUGGACAGAUUAUAAACCUUAGCAUUCAGGGAGCCAAGAACCUCUUCUCAGCUUCCUUCUCCGAGUCCCUGGCUGCAGAAAUCAGCUCGGUCUCCAGAGACGAGCUCAUGGAGGCAAUUCAAAAGCAGGAGGAGAUUAACUUCCGCCUGCAAGACUACAUUGACAGGAUCAUUGUGGCCAUCAUGGAAACCAACCCAUCCAUCCUGGAAGUCAAGUAAAGGAAGCCGAAAGCUGCAGACUGUGUGCUGCUGAUCUGGGGUGGACUUGGUGCACUGAGAGGCAAAGGAGAGACUUAGGAUGUCUUUGAUCUCCAUGAAGGCACAUGAAGUAUCACUUCAGAUCACUGGGUGAAUUAAUCCAGUGCCCUGGGGAAAAAGAAAACCAGCAACAAAGCUUUGUUGUUAGACUCUCUUUCAAGACCCUGGCUGGCUUUAAGGGGUGAAAGGGAAUCUGGAGAAUAAAUGAAGCAAAACGUGGCGCGGGAGGGGGGAAGGAAAGGACCUGCCUCCCUGUCGAUGGAACAUAUCAAACGGUGGGGCUGACAAAUGCUAACUGGAACUGUUGCAAUAUGUAACCCUGAAAUCCCUUUUGGCGCAUGGGUGGGGAAUAGGUCUAAGGAGUUAAGCAAAAUACAGGGCCAUGUAUAGAUUCAUUCUGCUGAAACUUUAAUGAAAAGAGAAUAAUAGUGGGGUAGAGAAGUUAGUUGAUUGACUUCUGAGAUAAUUUCCUGCCCUUCCCUGCACAGCCCAGAAAUCUGCUUUGCCAAAGUGCCCAGGACACCCUUACUGAGGCAGAUCUGUGAAUGAGAAAUGUUCGUUCCACGCCCGUAGAAUGUUUUUGAACUUAGUGCAAAGUUCGUCCCUCAGUCUGCACAGCUAGCACCAUCUCACACCCCCUCUUCAUGGGGGUUGCAUGCAGGAACCCUAGAUGACUUCUCUCCAUUUAGUGGGUGGAAGGAAGGGGGCAGGGGAAUGGCCGUCUUUGAUAUGGGGUGUAACUGGAGUUCGACACGUGCCUCAGCAUUUGUAUUUUUGUUCUCUGGCUUGGUAACAUUUUACACAUAUGGCAUCUUCUUUAAAUUCACUGUUCAUCUGGCUCCAUUCCUCGCACAAUACAGUGGGGUGGCUUUCUUCAGCACUCCCCAUUCCUCUUCUGUGGCAUGCUCCUUCAGCAUCAGAUGUUAGCACUUCUCUAUCACACCAUGGGACCUGAGUUGGACAGGACUGCAGUAAGGUGGCAAUCAGUGGGAGGGGUGAAAGCCACACAGCUGUAGAUGGAAGGACAGCAGCUACCUAUCCUGCUGUUUCCUUGAGCGAGUGAAGGAAGGGCUGUGAUUUCUUCAUGGUUAAUUAGCGUGCGUUGGAGCCAGCCUGGUAGCUGUUAUGUCCUCCUCACUUCUGCUGUAUGGCCCACAGUACCCAUGUAGCCGUAGUAGUGCUCAGCCAGAAGUGGGCACGCAGCUGUUCAGGCUGGUCCCCUAGUGGUGCAACAGUGUAAGUUCUAGCAGAGGGGACCAACAUGAACCGUUCACACGCUUGUUUCGAGAGCCAAGGACCUCCGCCAUCGUCCCCUAUGUGCAUGAAUGUCAGUGUUACCAUGAAGUGUAUUGCAAUGAUCCAGUCAGAGGUGGGCUCUGCUGAUACUGCAGCACUGGAGGUAGAGCCCUUUCCCAUGCCCGGGUUCUCCCCAUUCUUGUGCUGCGAUGCACUUGGCUUGCUAUCACAUUCAUUGAGUAGCUUAGUGGCUCUAAACCAGGGACCAGCGGCUGCUGUUUUGACUUCUUAGAUGACCGAGGCCACCUGCAGUGUAGUGAUUACAACUGAGUCUUACACCCCAGUGAAGGUGGUGCUGGGAAGCUAAGGGGUACAAUUGACUGGAGGCUGAAAUCGAAGGCCUCUGGGAAACAAAAACCAUAUUAACUUCAGACCCAUUCAGGCUAGUGUGAAAUGCAUUUUAAAAGUCUUGUACAAUGCAUCCGGUUUAAUGCAUUUUAAAACCUGUACAAUGCAUCAUUCAAUAAGUAAAAACAGUCAUUGAUUAAAAA
This is a messenger RNA of Terrapene triunguis (Three-toed box turtle), 4976 nucleotides long. RefSeq names its product RAB11 family interacting protein 3 (gene RAB11FIP3). The coding region runs from base 460 to 3150 and encodes 896 amino acids. Lineage: Eukaryota; Metazoa; Chordata; Testudines; Emydidae. The record is from RefSeq and is a predicted model, not a curated record. Gene Ontology annotation, cellular component: midbody; endocytic vesicle; recycling endosome membrane. Gene Ontology annotation, biological process: regulation of cytokinesis; endocytic recycling. The transcript is spliced from 15 exons. Gene Ontology annotation, molecular function: calcium ion binding.